Molecule: messenger RNA, 2182 nt
Organism: Danio aesculapii
Lineage: Eukaryota; Metazoa; Chordata; Actinopteri; Cypriniformes; Danionidae
Product: breakpoint cluster region protein-like
Biological process (GO): positive regulation of GTPase activity; signal transduction
Cellular component (GO): membrane
Molecular function (GO): GTPase activator activity
Source: RefSeq, a predicted model, not a curated record
AUGUCUUCAAAGAAUCGACAGCUUCUCAGAGACCAGUUUAUGGUGGAGUUGGUUGAAGGUGCUCGAAAACUGCGACAUGUCUUCCUCUUUACCGACAUUCUGCUCUGUGCUAAAUUAAAGAAACAAACUGGAGGGAAGGGGCAGCAGUAUGACUGUAAGUGGUAUAUCCCACUAGCGGACGUCACUUUCCAGACCAUCGAUGAGUCCGAGUCCUCGCCUGUUCCACAGAUACCAGAGGAGGAGAUUGAUGCUUUGAAGGUCAAGAUCUCCCAGAUCAAGAACGAGAUACAGCGAGAAAAGAGAGUGUGUAAAGGAGGAAAAGUGCUGGAUCGCCUCAGGAAGAAACUGUGCGAACAGGAAUCACUGCUUCUCCUCAUGUCUCCAUGCAUGGCCUUCAGAGUCAGUAACAGGAACGGCAAGGGUUAUACGUUCCUGAUUUCAUCUGACUAUGAACGUGAAGAAUGAGAGAAAUUACGGGAACAGCAGAAAAAAUGUUUCAAGAGUUUUUCUUUGACUUCGUUGGAGUUGCAGAUGCUCACAAACUCUUGCGUGAAGCUACAGACAGUUCACAGCAUUCCUCUGACAGUCAAUAAAGAUGACGAUGAAUCUACGGGGCUGUGCGGCUUUCUGAAUGUGAUUGUUCAUUCUGCAACAGGACUGAAACAGAGCUUGAAUCUCUACUGUACAUUGGAGGUGGACUCUUUCGGCUACUUUGUAAACAAAGCAAAGACUCGUGUUUACAGAGACACCACAGAGCCAAACUGGAAUGAGGAGUUUGAGAUUGAGCUGGAGGGCUCGCAGACCCUCAGACUGCUGUGUUACAGUAAUCAAACAGUGCAGGAUGAUGGUGAAAACAUGGAUCGCGUCAUGGCCAAGGGACAGAUUCAGCUGGAUCCGCAGUCGCUGCAGGGUAAAGACUGGCAGAGGACAGUAAUCAGCAUGAAUGGGAUUGAGGUCAAGCUGUCUAUGCGGUUUACCAGCAGAGAGUUCAGUCUGAAGCGGAUGCCCUCCAGAAAACAGUCCGGAGUGUUUGGAGUCAAAAUCGGGGCUGUCACUAAACGCGAACACUCCAAAGUGCCUCUGAUUGUGAGACAGUGUGUGGAGGAGAUCGAGCGCAGAGGGAUGGAGGAAGUGGGCAUCUAUCGGGUCUCUGGUGUGGCCACAGACAUCCAGGCCCUGAAAGCUGCAUUUGAUGCCAACAACAAAGAUGUUUCAGUUAUUAUGAGUGAGAUGGACGUGAAUGCCAUUGCUGGAACACUGAAGCUUUAUUUCAGAGAGCUUCCCGAGCCCCUCUUCACUGAUGAACUCUACAUUAACUUCACUGAAGGCAUCGCAUUGUCAGACAGUGUAGCAAAGGAAAGCUGCAUGCUCAACUUGUUGCUCUCGCUUCCUGAACCCAACCUGCUGACCUUCCUGUUUCUGCUGGACCAUCUGAAGAGGGUGGCUGAAAAUGAGAUCGUCAACAAGAUGUCCUUCCACAAUCUGGCCACAGUAUUCGGCCCGACCCUUCUCCGCCCCUCUGAGAAGGACAGUAAAAUUCCAAGCAAUCCCACGCAGCCCAUCUCUAUGAGUGACAGCUGGUCUCUUGAGGUUAUGUCUCAGGUCCAGGUAUUACUGUAUUUCCUUCAGCUGGAGGCCAUCCCAACUCCGGAUAGUAAACGUCAGAGUAUGCUGUUCUCCACAGAGGUUUGAAGAGGUGCACUACGGUGCCAAAUGCACUGGGACUAAAGCGAUUCAGCAUGUGACCAAUAGAGGGCACUAACAACCUACUGAUAUCUUCCAAACAGCCGAUUCCCCAACCCCAUCAGUAGCUUUCUGGAGAAAUUUACAAGUGAAGAAUGACAAGCCAAUCUGAUAUCUUCUCACUGUUACAAGCACUUAGAGUUACAUUCUACAUGGAGGUGAUGUUGUUUAUUUUCGUUUUCAUUCGGUGUAGCAUGAACGGCCUCAUGUAGCCCACUGAAUGAUGAAUGUUAUUUUUGCGUUCCUCUCAGCGCUGUGGGUUUUUUACAGAAUUACACAUUCCAGUUUUCCAUGGCUGUUAUUAUUUGAUCUGACAUUUUGCUCACCUAUGAUUUAUGUCUUCCCGUGGCGAGAGUUACGGAACAUCUGAAUACGCAAAUCUUGAGGAGGAACACGUUUAUGUGGCCCUUUACUGAUGGAAAAAACACAACACGGAAAA